CGCGCACACUCAUAAUAUGUACUAGCUACUCCAUCCAUUUGUACAACUACAAGCGCAGGAGCAUGUCAGCCAUCAAAGCGAAGGCCGAGGACGCCGCUUCGUCCGCCAAGGCCAGCGUCGCCAAGGCCAAGGCCACUGCUGACGAGAAGGUUGAGAAGGCCAAGACGAGAGAUCCGUUGAAGAAGCGGGAGGCCGAGGAGGACAAGGAGGACCGUAAGCUGCGGAUUGAGUCGGACGAGCGAGUCGAGAAGGCCGGCCACGGCCCCGAGAGGACCGUCACGCACACGGCCGGUGAGCGGUGAUGGAUCGGACCUGUUCGUAGCUACUAACGUCAACGUGUGCCAAAGCUACCGCCGUGAGGGCGCUCGCUGCCCGCGUGGAGUCGUUCUAAGCUCUAAUGCCCGAUAUGGGUACCCAUCUUUCAGCAAACAUGUCAGCGUCCUCCGUUUUUUUGGUACAUUGGAAUAGUAUAUAAUAAUGAGUGAAAUCUUGGUUUAAUUCAUGUGAAAUUUUGUGAUCGUACUG
Messenger RNA from Sorghum bicolor (sorghum), 525 nucleotides. Its product is annotated as protein LE25. Gene Ontology annotation, biological process: embryo development ending in seed dormancy. The record is from RefSeq and is a predicted model, not a curated record. The coding region runs from base 63 to 302 and encodes 79 amino acids. The transcript is spliced from 2 exons. NCBI's taxonomy places the organism in Eukaryota, Viridiplantae, Streptophyta, Magnoliopsida, Poales, Poaceae.